AUGAUCAUUCGCCGUGAGAGCACACGCACAACAUUAGCACCACACAGCAGCAAGCAAAACAUCCGCAUCCGACCUCACGCCGUCAAAGCUUGCGCACAGCAUGCUGUAGAACGAGAUUCGCCAGAAAGUAGCGCUCCACGGACAGAACCGGCAGAUGGUCGGAAUGUCAAGAAUGACGCUUUCGGAAGCGUGAGUUUGGACCUCUCACGUCGCGAUUCCCGCUUUCGUGGCACUAGCGAUACGGAGGAGACGACCGCUCCGGCAGUGGUUAUUGCCAUUAAACACGCCAUCCACGGGGAGUUAGCAAGGCGCGGCAUUGCGAUCUGCGUCGCCAACGCAUCACCAGCAACAUCGAGCAGCCUGCGCGCAAGAGCACAGUAA
This is a messenger RNA of Phytophthora infestans T30-4, 381 nucleotides long. RefSeq lists its product as uncharacterized. The record is from RefSeq and is a predicted model, not a curated record. NCBI's taxonomy places the organism in Eukaryota, Oomycota, Peronosporomycetes, Peronosporales, Peronosporaceae. Bases 1 to 381 code for a protein of 126 amino acids. The transcript has 3 exons.